AUGUUCCCAGCGACACUGGACUCAAAACCGUGGUCCAGGAAAUUAGUUCUUGCACAGACACCGAGUCACUUCGAGAACUCGGGCAAGGCUACUUGGACCACUUUGUUCGAGCUUUUCGGUGCCCCAAAGGUCCCGCCUGGUGACCAGCCUCUUAAUAACCAGGCCUUGAUUCGGGAUCGAUAUCGCUGCGCAAUUUCUGGCGUCAUUGAUCGUGACUCUGCCCGCAACAUACAAGAACUUAUGGAUAUACUCACUUCAGAGGAGGAAGCCAGGGCGGACCUCACACAUUGCAUCUAUAUAUUCUCUGAGUCAACGAAUACCAAUAUUCUUUGCGAUUCCGAGAAAGAGAAAUAUGCGGCGUCCAUAUGGACUGUCAUGAGUCGCUUCGGCUAUGAACAUAUUCCAGAUGAGCUGAAUGGCUCCAGGAUCCACCGCUUAGAGAAUGUCAUGACUCUGACACCAUCUUUGCAGGAGAUGUUCGACACUCUAAGGCUUUGGUUCGUUCAUGAGGUCGGAAAUACUUACAGAAUUCAAACACCAGAAAGCGAACGUGUCUUUGUUCGCCACUAUCCGAAAGAAAUCACGUUUACCUCGACGGUGCCAGAGAAGCUUUCCGUCCCCUCGCGAGAGUACUUGGCCAUUCACGCGGCUUGUGCUAAGGUGGCUCAUCUUUCUGGUGCAGCUGAGUACAUCGACCACUUGUAUCGAGACAUGGAGGAGAUGAAGACCCUUUCAAACGAUGGGUCCUCCGCAGACACCCUGGAGCAGGCUAUUUCUGAUCGCAUCUGUCACAAGAUUGCAGCUUAA
This is a messenger RNA of Cyclocybe aegerita, 807 nucleotides long. Lineage: Eukaryota; Fungi; Basidiomycota; Agaricomycetes; Agaricales; Hemipholiotaceae. The record is from the annotation of a GenBank genome assembly.